CUGUUCCCAAAAUGUGUUUUAUUUCUUUUGAUGACUGUCAACAAGUAUCAUAAGUUUGCAAUUAAUUGGAUUACAAAUAACUGAAAAACAAAUUAUCACUGCAAUUGAACGUAUAGUUCAUGAGAUAUGACGAUGUGUGUGUUAAAAUACAACUUCCGUUCAAACCGGAAGUAGAGGUCACAUGAGGUCAAGUUAUCAAUUUUCAUCUGUAACACGUCCCUGACUAUGUGCAUACCAAAUUUGAGUAAAAUCAGUCAAAUAGUUUACUACUUAUUAGACUGUAAAGAAUGAACAUUUGAAUGGAGGUCAUGUGACCCCUAAUGACGUCACGAUUACAAAAAGUUUCGCGGCACAUCUUUUGAUGAUGGUUAAUUACUAUACCAAGUUUGAAAUCGAUCAGACUUAAAAUAAUUGCCAAAGUGCCUUGCAGAAAAAAAAGUGGAUAAAGAAAAGGAAAAAAAUUUAACGUUUACAAAAGUUGUUCCCAAUUGAGAUUGGGAACAGCUAAUUCUUAGUUUCACUUUGCCUCCAGAAUACUUCAUAUAUUAUGUGUAGAGUUGUUGAAGCCUUUGAUGUGAGUAAAAAACUCACAUUACCAUCGACUGAAACUCAAUGGACAAUCCUACAGAACUGUUUUAGUAUCCCUUUAAACCAAACAAAUUAUCGAGUGACAUCAAUGUGUACAUUGUGAUAAAAGUUACCCUGGAAAUGUAUAGUUGACCGGGCAAGCAUCAUAAAAGUCAUUCUGCCUUUUAUCAUUAGCUUGUCAAUAGUGGCAAUUAAGUUGUGGGUAGGAGAUUGUCCUGCAAUUUAUGAAUGGCAUAGUGUUUUCAAUCAAGAAGUGUCCUUGACUGCUCCGGCCACAAAUAAAGGUUUCCUUUUUUUCUCCCCUUUUCGAAACGCGUUUCUAGCUCCUACUAGCUCCUACUGGUUGUAAAGUGGAUGACAGCCAACGGGAAGGGUGUGAUUUGUGUGUUUAUUCCUCUGAGUGCACAGGUUACUUGAGUGGCUGGAUGGUGUGGAACGUUGUUGAGGGUGACUGUGGGGGCAGGGUUAAUCGUUAGUUGCGUUGACUGAGGGGCAGAAGUCUGUGGUUAGGUGAGAGGAUAUUACCGGGAAGGAGCGAAGUCUGACAAGGAGAUGAGUUUCUUGGCCAAGAAAUUUCGGAAAGGGAGCAAGAAAGUGGAGGAAGGGGCAGAUGCCGCUCAAGUGAAUCCAGUACUGCAGCACAUGCAAAAUGGAACCAAAUUCAUCAAGAUCAGAGAGAAUGGCUCCAAAACCUACAGCCGUUCUUUUGCCCUGAGUGAGGAUGGGCUUACCCUCGAGUACCAUCCUAGCAAGAAGACAUCAUCCCGAUCAAAGAUCCCUGUUCAGGACAUUCAUGAAGUGCGCUCAGGCCAUGAGACAGACACCUUCAAGAACAACAAAGUCAAGACCAAGUACAGCUCGGAUCUGUGUCUGGCGCUCAUCGUUGGGGCGGAGAACCACACCAUCAACCUGGUCGCCCCGACAAAGGAGGAUGCUCGCAUGUGGGCCCAGGGACUCCGAUGGGCCCAGAAGAAGGCCCAGAACCUCAACAUCAAAGACAAACAGGCCGCCUGGAUCCGGGAAACCUUUGAGAAGGCUGACAGGAACCAAGAUGGCUCUGUGGACUUUGAGGAGUGUAUGAAACUCCUUAAGAAGAUGAACGUCAAGAUGGAUAAGAAUCAUGCCAAGAAACUCUUUGAGACUGCUGAUGUACAUACACAUCAGGAUGCUAAAGGGAAGACCGUCACCAAAGCUUUGGAUGCAGAAGAGUUCAUCAGUUUCUACCAGAUGGUCACACGCAGACCAGAACUUGUCAAAGUCUUUCAAGAGUACUCGGGUGAAGAUGAUUACUGGACCUUGCAGGAGUUUGUGGAGUUCAUGCAUGAAGAGAUGAAGCGGCUUCAAGUCAAGCCACAAUGGUGCAAAGAGAUUAUCCAGAAAUAUGAGCCGUCAGAGGAAUGCAAGAAACGUGACAUUCUCAGCUUUGAUGGGUUCCAGUUGUUCAUGAAGGGCCCCAACGGUUUGCUCUUCAACCCGUUUCACUCCACCAUCUAUCAAGAUAUGAAGCAGCCCUUGUGUCACUAUUUCAUCAACUCUUCGCACAACACCUAUUUGAUGAAAGACCAGUUGCGAGGACCUAGCAGUACCGAGGCCUAUGUCCGAGCCUUGCAAAGAGGCUGCAGAUGCGUUGAGUUGGAUUGCUGGGAUGGCUCAGACAAAGAGCCGGUUGUUUAUCACGGUCACACCCUCACCUCCAAGAUCAAGUUCAAGGAUGCAAUUGAAGCCAUAGAGAAAUAUGCCUUUGCCACCUCAGAAUACCCACUGAUUUUGUCGCUGGAGAACCAUUGUAGCAUCGAACAACAGAAGGUCAUGGCUCAUCACCUCAAGACAACAUUUGGCAACAAGAUUUACAUGACAGACAUCACCCCUGAUCAAAAGGUUCUUCCUUCUCCAGAGGAUCUGAAAGGGAGGGUUCUUGUCAAGAACAAAAAGCUGCCCCCUCCUGUGGAGUCUUCCCAGGAAGAUGACGGAGACGUGAGUGACGAGGACGAAGCUGCCGAGCUGGAAUCCAACGACCCCGACUUCCAAGCCGAAGUGGCCAAGAAGGAGAAGAAGAGUUCGAAGAAAGAGGGACAGGCUAAGCUGAAACUUGCCAGGGAGAUCUCCAACUUGGUCAAUGUCUGCAAAAGUGUCCAUUUCAAAAGUUUUCCGCAUUCAAAGGAAAACCACAAGUGCAAUGAGAUGGUUUCCCUUGGGGAGAGCAAGGCCUUUGACCUCGCAAAGAACAGUGGGCAGGAGAUGGUCGAGCAUAACACUCGCUUCCUGACCAGGAUUUACCCUGCCGGCCGGCGGACAAAUUCCUCCAAUUACAACCCCAUGAAGAUGUGGACAGUGGGCUCACAGAUAGUUGCCCUCAACUUCCAGACAGCAGGAGACGAGAUGGACCUGAACUUAGGAAAGUUCCAACAGAACGGCAACUGUGGCUUCAUUCUGAAACCGGUCUUUCUUCGCAAAGCUAACAUGCAGUUCAACCCAGACAGCCCAGGUGACCAGUACACCCAGAAACUGACACUGAGGAUCAUCAGUGGUCAGCAGCUGCCAAAACCAUCCCGUGAGGUCAUUGACCCCUACGUCAAGGUCACCGUCCUGGAUGUGAAUGCUGAGUACGAGGCCAAGACUAACACGGUGGAAGACAACGGCUUCAACCCGGAGUGGAACCACACCAUGGAGUUUGAAAUCAAGUCGCCUGAACUCGCCAUGCUGCGAUUUGUUGUCUAUGAUCAGGACCGACUGAAGGAUGAUUUCAUUGCCCAGUACACCAUUCCAAUCGCUAGCAUCCAACUAGGUUAUCACCAUGUCCCUCUGUUCUCCCAGGAGGGAGAUGAUCUGGAUCCGGCUACGCUGUUUGUCCACACACUCAUGUCAUCGCCGUAGACUGACCCUGGUUAGCGGAACAAGUUAGCAGGAAGUGAACUGGGGUUACAGGGUUGAACUUAGACAUCUAUUACAGGUUUUUAUCCCGAGUAUAAUCAUAAGCAAUUUGGUCACACUGCCCAGACUGGCGAUCUGUGUUUCAGAAGGUUUUUUGUUUUUGUUUUUGUUUAUUUAUUUAUUUAUUUUUUUGUUAAUCUGAACAAUACCACGAUUGGAAUGUCACAACAGAAGUGAUGUCCACUUUUACGGUGCACAGACUGAUGAAGCAUGUAUGCGCAAACACUCUUGUUAUCCGUGUUCAGUUUUAGGCAUCUGCAUACAAGCAUUAGAAAUUCCAAGAGAAAGAUUGAACAAACACGUAACUGGUCUCACUUUUGCUUUUGUGAAUGGGAAAUGUCCAGUUUAGGUGUUGCUUAGAUCUUUGUGGUUUGUCAUUGUUUUUAACCAGUUGCAACUGGUAGUCUAAAAUUUAACCAGGGUUAAAGUAUUGUUUCAGGAAGUCUUAUGUGUUUCUGGUUGUCCCUCUGUUGAAAUGACCUGAAGAAGUUUUAACACUUUUUAUAAAACUAGUUUUAGGACUUUUUGGUGGUUUUUAGUGAAGCAUUGUGAAAAGAGCAAUUACUGCAAAACACAACAAAUGGCAGAGGCCAGUCUGGUAAUGGAAUAAAGUUAGGGUUUUUGGUGUUUUUAUAAUAAACAAAUGAUAUUUGUAUUAAUCGAAACGAAACAUUGAAGAUUUUUAAAGGAGUAAGGUUCCUAUGACAAUUUGUAAUCGUUAUAUUUUCUUCUCUUUUUAAGAACAAAAAUCAGGUGAAAUACGGAACUACUUGUAAGCAGCAUUUUUUUAUUACACAUUCCAUCACAAUAGAAAAUGUUAUUUUCUUAAGAAAUAAUUGUUGAGUGUCCUGUUACAUGUUUUUACACGUACAUGCAUGUGGGCAUGAUGAUUUGAAAAGUAUGUUAGCCUGUGUCCAAAAGA
Messenger RNA from Acanthaster planci (crown-of-thorns starfish), 4441 nucleotides. RefSeq names its product 1-phosphatidylinositol 4,5-bisphosphate phosphodiesterase delta-4-like. Gene Ontology annotation, biological process: lipid metabolic process; intracellular signal transduction. Gene Ontology annotation, cellular component: plasma membrane. Gene Ontology annotation, molecular function: calcium ion binding; phosphatidylinositol-4,5-bisphosphate phospholipase C activity. The record is from RefSeq and is a predicted model, not a curated record. Lineage: Eukaryota; Metazoa; Echinodermata; Asteroidea; Valvatida; Acanthasteridae.